Leptonychotes weddellii (Weddell seal) is the source of this 2596-nucleotide messenger RNA. The record is from RefSeq and is a predicted model, not a curated record. NCBI's taxonomy places the organism in Eukaryota, Metazoa, Chordata, Mammalia, Carnivora, Phocidae.
CAGCAUAGAGAAUAUAGUCAACAAUACAGUAAGUAUAGUCAGUAAUACAGUAUACUGUGGUGAGCAUUGUGUAAUGUAUAGAAUUGUCGAAUCACUGUGUUUGUACACCUGAAACUAACACUGUAUAUCAACAAUUCUUCAAUAAUAAAAAGUGAAAAUUCCAAAAGAACUAAUAAAAGAUAAAGUGAUUCUGAUGGGUCUCAGUAGACUCUGAAAAGCUGGGAAGAACUUGGAAAUCCUUUAGUACAGUCAUUACAUUUUAUAAUGAAGUAACAGGCCCAGAGACGCUAUUAGUCAUAAGUGAUAAAUUUAAACCUAAGGUUAGUACUUUUGGCACUAGUAAUAAAAUCUAAUGCCACAUUAGGAUUGAAUACUGUUAAACUUGUGAAAUUAGAAAGAAAUUAGUAUCUUAAGGGAAGACCAACUCUGGAACUUCUCAGUAGCCAUUCCAAACAAAAUCAAGUGAUAGGGCUUUAAUUAGAUUUAAUUCUACAAAUAUUAAUGCCCUUUGUAUAAGUAGGACAUAAAUAUAAGUUAAAUACAGUCUCUAUCCUUAAGCUUAUAAUCUAAGGAAAUAAUUAGUGCUGAAAUAAGACAAUAGGUAGAACAAAAAAGGCUACCAGAGAGAAAUCAAAUUUGGAAGUUCCAAGAAAGAAUGGAAGAGAGAACAUCUGAGAAGAGCCUUGAAAGACUGGUAGGAUUUCAACAAAUGUAAUCAGGAGCCUGAGAAAUGAUCUUAAUAUGGAUAAAAUAAAGCAGAUAUAAUUCACCUCUAGAAAGAUUAUUUAUACCCUGGCAUUUGAAAUGUUUUGUAUUUAGUGUCAUAGUAAAAAUGGAAAAAGGGAAAGUAAAUGAUGAUGGAAAACCAGACCCAGAAAAUUCUUUGGACUUUUCUGAACACUUUAACCAACUUGAAUUGUUGGAAACACAUGGACACCUUAUUCCCACUGGUACCCAAAGUCUCUGGGUAGGGAAUUCUGACGAAGACGAGGAGCAAGAUGAAAAAACUGAAGAGUGGUAUCAAUUGCAAGAAAAAAAGAUGGAAAAAGAUCCAAGCAAAUUGCUUCUUUGGGCUGCGGAAAAAAAUCGGCUUACCACAGUGCGGAGACUGCUGUCUGAAAAGGCCACUCACGUGAACACUAGAGAUGAAGAUGAAUAUACCCCUCUUCAUCGAGCAGCCUACAGCGGACACUUAGAGGUGGUGCGCGAGCUGAUCGCACAAGGGGCAGAUGUCCACGCGGUGACUGUGGAUGGCUGGACACCCCUGCACAGUGCUUGUAAGUGGAAUAAUACCAGAGUAGCUUCGUUCUUACUCCAGCACGACGCAGAUAUUAACGCCCAAACAAAAGGCCUCUUGACCCCCUUACAUCUCGCCGCAGGGAACAGGGACAGCAAAGAUACCCUGGAGCUCCUCCUGAUGAACCGCUACAUCAAACCGGGUCUGAAAAACAACUUGGAAGAAACGGCCUUUGAUAUUGCCAGGAGGACAAGUAUCUAUCACUACCUCUUUGAAAUUGUGGAAGGCUGCACAAAUUCUUCACCUCAGCCAUGACGGUUCUAAUAAUUUUCUUAAGUUUCCGAGUACCAGUGCCUCCUUUGUGUGAGAUAGGACAUAUCCCCAUGAUAGAAGGUUGACAUCAAAAGUUUUACGGUAGAACUCCAGUGGUACACAUUCAAAUGUCCUUCCAAGUGACAUGCCUAACGUUGAUGUCAAAAUGUAUUUGAAAGUUGUUUGGAUGCAUCUUUACUGAUCUAUGUGGACUUUGUAAUUUUUAUCAGAAAUAAUUUUAACACACUUAUACUUAAAAACUUGUAACGGGUUGUACAGAAAACUAACGAUAUUUUUGGUGCUGAUCCAAGAGAAGUGUAUUUUUAAAUAUCCCCCAUCCUGGGUCUUUGUGGAGUAUUUAGUAUAUUGACAUGUAUUUUUAUAAGGCGAGGUAACUCAGAAUUCAAUUUAAAAAACUCAAGUAUACUGGUGCGGUGCAUCCGUCAUCUCCACGUCACUAUGGCCAUUUGCUUUCGUUUUAAACCGUAAGAACUGACUUCCUCGUGACUUGAGUUGUCAGAAGUUCAAGAAAACCUCGAAAGAGCUUAGAUCUUUGUCUUUUAGAGCAAAGUAGUUAGCUAAAGUGUUUAGUCCGUGAAUGUAAUAUACUGCCUCUGCUACCACAGUUCACACAAUCCUGUGGACGGUCCUACCUCACCCUGGUCAACCCACGUGAUCCUUCUUCCGUCGGUGAGUCGGCAUGACCUUUUACACAUGCACACAACUCUACCUUGGUCCAAGAGAUCAUAAUGUAUCUGCUCGCCAACUGGUUCUACCUGCCUAAUCCUGUUUGUUCAGGGCACUGCUCAGAUGGUCUCUCUAGUUCACAGGAAGUAUCGAUUUUUCCGAGGUCCUCCUUUUAUACAAAUCCUACAAAGGCAAAGAGACAAGGGAAAAGGAAUUCUAAGAGUGAAGGGAUGAUGAUUAUACUGGGGCUAGAUUAUAAGUGGCGCAAGCUUUAAAAAGCCACAGUGUGGAUGGUGACACGAGUAUAAAUAUGAACAUUCAGAAAAAAAUAAAAGCUUGGAACAACAAAAAUGGCACCAA